AUGCGGCACUCUGGAAUUCCUGCAAAAACUCAUCAGAAGGGGUCCACUGGCCGCCACACGGAAACGGCUGUGCCCCGGACUUUUCAGAUCAAAACAUUUAGCACCGAGUUGAAAAACCAUGUGAUGGUCAUGGAUUUCGUGAAGAGUAACUGCUUCCCCUCCCAGAGAAGAGCCAAAGUCUGCAUCAUCCGUGUGUAUCAAGGCCUGAAGACAGCUGAGCAGACAGCUAGCCGCUAUGAGAUCCACAGUCGGCUCUUCUCGUCCCCCAAAGAUCAUUCUGCUUGGGAAAGAAAUGAAGGUCUUUCAAACGCAGGAUUACGGGACAAGCAGUACUGUACAAACAGUCAGAUUGCCCUUAAAAAUCUUCAGUCUGACGUUACCGAGAAGAAAUCUGACUUCACCGAGGGGGCUCUGGCAUCGCAAAACACAGAAAUGAUCUCAUCCCUAGUCAUCUCACAGCUGAUUGAUGAGAGUAAAUCAAAGGUGGACCGGGCGGCGCUGCCCGCGCAUCCGGCCCGGCCGUCGCGGGGGAGCCGCCCCGGGGUCUGCCUUGGCCGCGCGUUCGGCCUCCUCUCGGGCGGGCUGGGCACACCGACGCCGGCCACGGGGCCAGGACCCGACUCGGAGCCGCCGCGCAGCGCGAAGCCGGGCAGCGGCCCCCAGAGGGGCUUUGCGUCCAUCACCAUCACGGCCAGGCGCGUGGGCGCCCCGUUCAGCCCCGUGGCGUGGGAGGCCGUGCGGGACUCGCGGUGCCCCGAGUGCCGGGCCCAGGGCGCUUCGCUCAGGGACGCCUCUGCGCCGGCUGGGGGUGCCGAUCCGCGUCGGCACCAGGGACCGUUCGCCUGCGCGGAUUUCUCCGGAAACGGCUCUGUGAUGAGGCUGAGGGUGCCCGAGACGGACCACCGGCUGUGCGGGGGUCCCCAGUACUGCAUCACCGAUGUGGACAGCCGGGAGAGCAGCUUUCCUCCGGGCGCGGCGCGGUCGGGAGAGGGGCCGCUGGUGUUCAGCUCCUGCGUCCACGUCAGGGUGACCCAGCCGUGCCUGAAUUCCAUUUACUAUCUAGACCGGUCCCUCUCCGUCCCCGUGGAGCAGCCCCAGCUUGCGGGCCCUAAAAUGCACAGGUCGGUCCUGUCACUCAACCUCAAGUGCAGUUCACACGGACCGACAGCAGAUGGCGCAGGCGGCCCGGCUAAUGCGGGGCCCCGGAGCGGCGCCCGGGAGCCGAAGCUCCCAGAGGGAAAACAGAGCCCUCUAGGCCCCCGCUGGAACCCGGGUCUGCAAGGAAGCUUCUUGCAGGAAAUCCCAUCCUUGGAGCAGGUGCAUCUGGGGCCCCGCACCUGUCCUUGGAGGGGCUCGCGUUUGUUGGAAAAGCAAGGAUUCUCAAGUGCGGCAGUUCACCAGGUCACUGGAAGAAAAGGGAGAGAAGACCACAGGACCACGACCGGUGGUGGUGGCGGCAGCCAACUCUCCAUCCACAUUCCUGGCUGGAGUUACACAGCAGUAGAAGCAAAAGUGUUUUCUGGAAGCAGCAAGAAGCAACAAGGAGAAGCACGUGGGACUUUGUCUGCUCCCCCAGUGGAACAGAAGCUGGUUAAAGAGUUCCUUCCCGAUGGGUAUAGCUCUCCAAGCAACAGCUGUCAGUCUAGCAACUUCUCUGAGCCCUCAGAGAGUCAACAGCAAAGCUUCCUGAAGUCCGGAAUCCCUUUAUCUGGGUUUCUUUGCCCCUUACAAGAUUUAUGCACAUCUCCACAGGAAGACAGUGAUGUUCAGAUAGAAAGAGAGAUCCCCACAGGGGACUACAAGUGCUGUGACUUGGUUGUAAAAAUAAAGGAAUGCAGGAAGAGCGAGGAGCCCGAGCCAGCGGCCCCCAAGCCAGCACCCCCCAAACCAGUGCCCCCGGAGCCGGCACCCCCUGAGCCACCAGAGACCCCUGACCCGUCCGAAGACUGUUCCGAGAGUCCACGAACACCUGCAGGCUCCUUGACCUUGCAGGAAGCGCUGCAAGUCCGGAAACCCCAGUUCAUUUCUCGUUCCCAAGAACGGCUGAAGAAGCUGGAACACAUGGUACAGCAGAGAAAAGCCCAGCGGAAGGAGAACCUGGGGCAGAAGCAGAGUCUCUUUCCUGUCCGCGCCAACAAGAAGCAGUUCACCGUUCCCCACCCUCUUAGUGAUAACUUGUUCAAACCCAAAGAAAGAUACAUUUCAGAGAAGGAGAUGCACAUGCGAUCUAAAAGAAUCUAUAAUAACUUGCCGGAAGUGAAAAAGAAAAAAGAAGAACAAAAGAAAAGAGUGAUCUUACAGAGUAACAGACUCCGUGCUGAAGUCUUCAAAAAGCAAUUACUGGACCAGCUCCUUCAAAGGAACGCGGUCUAACCACAGGCCGUGCGGCUGACCCACUCCCGGGACCUGGGAUGGCUUCAAACACCGGAUCCACCAUUAAACUUACCACUAUCUUCAUGAUAUGAAGCACUUACUUUACUUUUGAUUUAUUUUUUUGUUUGUUUGUUUUUGUUUUUUGUUUUUGCUUUUGUUUUUGUUUUGUAAAGGAAAACAUAGCUCCUGAAUUGCUUGCCCAAACCACACAGACACAGUAACCCUUGAGGAAAUGGGCCAGCAGACCAUGGAGGGGUGACCCACAUGAUGUAAAUCACUAGGUCUAGUCCUCUCAGUUUUCCACUUUGGAAUUUACCUUUUGCUUCUGAUUCCCUGCACCCGCUGCCACCAUUUCCCCCGAGGCAGAAAAAGGCCUAAUACGUUCACAUGCGCCCAGAUCCCA
Messenger RNA from Enhydra lutris kenyoni (northern sea otter), 2776 nucleotides. RefSeq names its product chromosome unknown C10orf90 homolog. Gene Ontology annotation, biological process: regulation of centriole replication. The record is from RefSeq and is a predicted model, not a curated record. Gene Ontology annotation, cellular component: cytosol; centriole; centrosome. Bases 1 to 2373 code for a protein of 790 amino acids. The transcript is spliced from 10 exons. NCBI's taxonomy places the organism in Eukaryota, Metazoa, Chordata, Mammalia, Carnivora, Mustelidae.